Molecule: messenger RNA, 2197 nt
Organism: Acipenser ruthenus (sterlet)
Lineage: Eukaryota; Metazoa; Chordata; Actinopteri; Acipenseriformes; Acipenseridae
Product: GTPase IMAP family member 9-like
Exons: 3
Coding region: 258-1133 (291 amino acids)
Molecular function (GO): GTP binding
Source: RefSeq, a predicted model, not a curated record
AAGCUAUCCAUGAGGCUACCUUUCAUUUUUUACAUACACUGUCAUCCUAAUAUUUUUACUGCGCAUCAACCUGAAGUGGGCGGCGCUCGAACUAACCACAGAACAUUAUAAAAGGAAAGAACAGCUAGCGUUUUAUAGCACUGUAUCAGAAAAAGACAAGGGAGCACAGCUGCUGUUAAACAAAGAAAGACAGAAAUAAAGGCAACACAAAGAACUGGAACAACCAGUCCAGAGAAGAAAUAUAAAAAGCUCUUAACAUGUCUGACAACACAGGUGACCUGAACACUCUGAGGCUGGUGCUGGUUGGAAAGACUGGCGUUGGAAAGAGUGCAGCAGGAAAUGCACUCCUGGCCAAGAGGGAGUUUAAAUCUUCAUUCAGCGACUCCUCAGUAACAAAGGACUGUGCGAGGGGAGAAGGAGAAGUUGCAGAGAGACGUGUUGUUGUGGUCGACACUCCAGGCUUGUUUGACACAAAGCUCUCCAAUGUGGAAAUUGUAAGUGAGAUUGUGAAAUGCAUUCAGAAGUCCUCGCCGGGACCCCACGCUUUCCUCCUGGUGCUGAAGCUGGGUCGAUACACUGAGGAAGAGCAAAAAACUGUGCAGAUAAUCCAGGAGGUUUUCGGUAAAAGCGCUUCGAAAUACAUGAUGGUGCUUUUCACACACAGGGAUUGUCUGGAUGACGAUGGCCAGACAAUUGAGGAGUUUCUUAAAAAUGCUGACAAGAACCUCAAGCAGCUGGUAGAGUCGUGUGGGAACAGGUUUCAUGCGAUCAAUGGAAAAGACCUUAAGGAUCAGGAGCAGGCCAAAGUACUUCUGGAGAAAGUAGAGAACAUGGUGAAAAUAAACGGUGGAUGCUUCUCCAAUGAUUUGUACGAGAUGGGGGAGAAAAGAAAGGCAGAUGAAGCGAGGCACCAGAAGGAAAUUGAAGAGCUUAGGAAGAAGAAUGAAGAGGACGCAGAAAAGUUAAAACAGGCGAAUGUAGCAAAUGAGAUAAUAGCAAAGAUGCAGGAGGCGCAUAUGAAGCAAAUGACCAUGAUGGUGGAACAAAUGAAGAAAACAAAUGAAGAUAAUAUGAAAUGUAUGGCAGAACAUCUAAAACAACCACAGAAAGUGGAAUCCUGCUGUGUAUCAUAGUGUAGUGGAUUUCUCUCGAUUUUACAUUCUUGCGCCAGGUUUCCAUGUGUGACAGGAGUGUAAAUGUGUCCUCCAAACGAAAUGCAUGGUUUAAUUAUACAUUUAUAUUGUGAUUUAGGGGUGGGCUUUGACAAGUACACAACCACCAUUAGCUUUAUUAUGGUGGGAAGCUGUUUGAAGUGAUAAUAUGUGUACUUUAAUAUAAUAAAAUGCUGAACAAAUAACUGGAUUGUGUUUCAUAUUGUCACCCUCACACUGCUUUUAAUGUAAUCACAAGUAUAGAAGCCUUCCUUGAGACUAACAGCUGGUUUGCAUGUGUGUGUUGACACCAUGGUUAAUAUCGCCCUGCGGUGACUAUACACAGUAGGAUAACACACUUUACUGGAGCGCUGGAAAUGGUGCAGUUCCAACUAAAUUAAUCCCAUGACCACACUGACUACCAUUAAACUAUUAAAACUUUUUUCAGUUUUUUAAAGAAAGACCAAAAUUUAAAGCGAGUUAAUUUUGUCCUCAAUAUAAAAAAGGUACAGGAUUUCUGUUAAAUGGUGCGAGUCCAACCAGUUAAACUAAGGAGGAACUUUAAGAUACCUUUAAAGAGCACACACAUUCCAACACAAGCGCCAUCCCAAUGCUGGUCAUAGAAUCAGUAUUUUUUUAAGGUAAUGAGACUGGAUUUUGUUAAACUGUAAUUACGUUGUUAAUAAUAAACAAAACACACAUGAUAAGGUGAAUUAGAAAGUUAAUUGAAAUCUAUGUGUAACAUAAAGAAUAUACAUUUAAACUUUAAUGUUGAGGUAUGUUUCCCGCUAAGGACUCUCAGACUUUAUCGUUUCAUAUAAACAAUAGGAAUAUAUAUGUUUAAGCAGGAAUAAUAAUAGUAGUAGAUAAUAUUCAUUAAAAAUGAGAAGCAGGUAAUGUUAUUUUUUAUUCUGCUACACUUUAACAUCAUUUCAGACACAUCAGAAUAUUAUAAAUGUAAUAUCAUGCAUUUUCAUUAAAAUUCAGGUGGCAAUUUUUCUAUUUGUGUUUAUUAAAUAAAGUGUGUUUUAUUUGUUGAUUAAAAA